AGGUUAGUGGGUCUCAACCAAAGUUCCUUUCUCUGACUUCUGGGCUCAUGGCAGGAGGGAACCAGAGCGGUGUCUUUGAGUUCCUCCUCUGGGGACUCUCUGAGCAGCCAGAGCAGCAGCACAGGCUCUUCCUGCUCUUCUUGUGGAUGUACUUGGUCACGGUGGCUGGGAACCUACUCAUUAUCCUGGCCAUUGGCACUGACUCGCGUCUUCACACACCCAUGUACUUCUUCCUCGCCAACCUGUCUUGUGCAGACAUCCUUUUCAUCUCCACCACUGUCCCCAAGGCCCUGGUGAACAUCCAGACCCAGAACAGGUCCAUUUCUUAUGUAGAAUGCCUGACUCAGCUCUACUUUUUCUUGACAUUUGGGGACAUGGACAUAUUUCUCCUGGCUACAAUGGCCUAUGACCGCUAUGUGGCCAUCUGCCACCCUCUCCACUACGCCAUGGUCAUGAGCCGCCGGUGCUGCAUCAUCCUGCUCACUGCCUGCUGGACCCUUACGAGUCUUGUUGCCAUGACGCACACCUUCCUCAUAUUCCGACUUUCCUUCUGCUCUAAGAAGAUCAUUCCCGACUUCUUCUGUGAUCUGGGACCCCUGAUGAAGGUGUCUUGCUUUGACACUCAGGUCAAUGAGCGUGUGCUCCUCUUCUUGGGGGGAGCAGUCAUUUUAAUCCCCUUCGGGCUCAUUCUGAUCUCUUAUAUCCGCAUUGUUUCAGCCAUCCUCAGGGUCCCCUCUGCCCAAGGAAGGUACAAGACCUUCUCUACCUGUGGAGCCCACCUUGCUGUUGUUGCCUUGUUCUUUGGGACUGUGAUCAGGGCUUAUCUGUGGCCCUCAUCUUCUUCCUCUGAUUCAAUAGCAGAGGAUACAGCAGCUGCCGUCAUGUACACAGUGGUGACUCCUCUGCUAAACCCCUUCAUUUACAGCCUGCGGAACAAGGACAUGCAGGGAGCCCUGGGGAGACUUCUCAGGGGCAAAGUCUCCUUCUCCUGUGGUCAGUGA
Molecule: messenger RNA, 1001 nt
Organism: Bubalus bubalis (water buffalo)
Lineage: Eukaryota; Metazoa; Chordata; Mammalia; Artiodactyla; Bovidae
Product: olfactory receptor 1P1-like
Exons: 1
Coding region: 48-1001 (317 amino acids)
Biological process (GO): G protein-coupled receptor signaling pathway
Cellular component (GO): membrane
Molecular function (GO): olfactory receptor activity; G protein-coupled receptor activity
Source: RefSeq, a predicted model, not a curated record